GAAGCGGAACUUUUGAAGGGGGAAGGUGGGAAGCUACUGAACUACCCGCCAACGAGGCGUGACACCGGAAGUACUCUCCAGCGGGCGGCUGUCAGCCGGAAGAAGCCCCGCCUCUUCGCUCUGUGCGGCGUGUCCAUUUGUUGGCGAGUACGGUGGCCGCGCGGGAGGGGAAUCAGUGCCGUUCUGUCUCUUGCAGCGAUGGCUCCCAAGGGCAGUAGUGGCGGGGCUCGUCAGCAGUCGGAAGAGGAACUGCUCCUGCAAGAUUUCAGCCGCAACCUCUCGGCCAAGUCCUCGGCGCUGUUCUUCGGCAACGCCUUCAUCGUCUCGGCUAUCCCGAUAUGGCUUUAUUGGCGGAUCUGGCACAUGGACCUCUUUCAGUCUGCAGUCCUCUACUCUGUAAUGACCCUUGUCAGCACCUAUCUGGUUACUUUUGCUUACAAGAAUGUGAAGUUUGUUCUUAAGCACAAGGUAGCCCAGAAGCGGGAAGAUGCUGUUUCCAAAGAAGUGACCCGCAAGCUUUCUGAAGCAGAUAAUAGGAAGAUGUCACGAAAGGAGAAGGAUGAGAGAAUUUUGUGGAAGAAGAAUGAAGUGGCAGACUAUGAAGCAACAACCUUCUCUAUCUUUUAUAAUAACACCCUCUUCCUUGUCCUAAUAAUUGUUGCUUCCUUUUUUGUGUUGAAGAACUUCAACCCCACCGUAAAUUACAUCCUCUCCAUCAGUUUUUCAUCUGGACUGAUUGCUUUAUUAUCUACAGGCUCAAAGUAGAUAGAAUUGUUUGGGUAUACGAAUUCAUCUGUGUCUUGCCCAAUCAGAAGAAGGUAGAUUUGCCAUUUGUACAUUGUCUUUUGUUUUGUUUUGUACAAGAUGGGAUGAGAAUAGGAAGCAGUUUUGUUAUAAAAUAAUACCAUUCUAAUUUAGGCUUGCAAUGUACUUAUUCAAAAAAACUUCUGACCAUUCCGGAGAAGAUAGAGAUCCAGCUGUAUCAUCUGAGAAAUUCAACUAGAUCUGGAAUUCUUGAUUAGAAGUUUUUGGGGUUUUUGUUACAUUGUUAUUAAAAAAACUUUGCUGAAAA
Messenger RNA from Thamnophis elegans (Western terrestrial garter snake), 1072 nucleotides. It is a transcript of the gene SSR3, whose product is annotated as signal sequence receptor subunit 3. NCBI's taxonomy places the organism in Eukaryota, Metazoa, Chordata, Lepidosauria, Squamata, Natricidae. The record is from RefSeq and is a predicted model, not a curated record. The transcript has 6 exons. The coding region runs from base 199 to 765 and encodes 188 amino acids. Gene Ontology annotation, biological process: SRP-dependent cotranslational protein targeting to membrane. Gene Ontology annotation, cellular component: membrane; endoplasmic reticulum.